Messenger RNA from Pteronotus mesoamericanus, 312 nucleotides. RefSeq names its product alpha-ketoglutarate dehydrogenase component 4-like. Lineage: Eukaryota; Metazoa; Chordata; Mammalia; Chiroptera; Mormoopidae. The transcript has a single exon. Gene Ontology annotation, biological process: 2-oxoglutarate metabolic process. The record is from RefSeq and is a predicted model, not a curated record. Bases 1 to 312 code for a protein of 103 amino acids. Gene Ontology annotation, molecular function: oxoglutarate dehydrogenase (succinyl-transferring) activity.
AUGAUGGGCAGGAAGAUGGUGUCUGCUAUCAGGGUCGUUCAGGUAAUCAAGCCACAUACUCCAUUAAUAAGGUUCCCUAACAGAAGAGACCAUCCUAAACUCACUGUAUCAGAAGUUUUGAGAUCCUCAGGAUUACCAUCUCACUCUUCUUCAAUUUCACAGCAUUUUAAAGGAAGUGAAUCGCCAGAUUGGCUGGUGCAUCAGGGUCCACCAGACACUGCAGAAAUAAUAAAAACCUUACCUCAGAAAUAUAGAAGGAGACCUAUGUCUCAAGAAGAAAUCGAAUUUAUCCAAUGUGGGGGUCCAGAAUAA